UUAACGCAAGUUUACGUCACGUGUGGUGUGAAAAACGUAAGGAGUGUUUUUACAGACGGUGAUAUAAGUACAUGCGGAAAUAAAUGGCUGCAAGUCCAUUGUACAGAUAGUGUGUUAAGUCUUAACUUAAGGAUAUUUUGCAUACCCAUAAAAUGGCGUGUACGUUACGCAGCUGCCUGCUAUUAGCCACAAUUUGGAGUUCCUUCUCAUUCGCUAAUGCUGGCCUUUUACAAAACUUUCAGGAUUUCGCGUUCUUAAAUCCAGUGGAACCGUGGGAGUUUCCUACAGAUGAUGCAUUUCCAUCCGACUCCUCGUUUCCGUCGGACAUCGGUUUCCCGCCCGUGUCCCCCCAAGAUAAUGCUUCGUCUACCGACAUGGCUUUUCCGCCCGUCGGCGGUAUUCCUCCGGAUUCCAAUUUCCCGCCUAACAACGCCGUUCCGUCUGGUACCGCCUCCUUUCCAAUUGUCGGGCCUCCGUCUGCUUCACAAACAGGAACCGGAGGCGAUUCCAAAACAGAAACAGGAAGUGGUGUGUUGAUUUCGCCAGUGGAGCCACCAACCGAAAACACGGGUACACAACUUGGCGGCGCAAACAUUGAUAGUGGUAUGCCAAUUGGGCAAAAUGAUGUACUCGUUGACCCGAAUUUAAAAGUACCACGUUCGUCUGACCAAAACACAGAUCGUCUGAAUCCAACAAAAAACCAGAGCCAGAUAACAAAUAAUCCAGGAAAUACACCGGUAAUAGGUGUUACAGGAAAUGAACCCAAUGCCCAGGGAAGGGGAGAGUCGACAAAAAUUGACUGGUUUCUUCCACAGAUGCCCAGUGGGGAAUCGUUUGUGAAUCUCCAAGACGGGACCGCAAAUACCUUCUUUCCCACAGAAAACUGGCUAGGCAGAGGAGCAGCUGUGGGAUCGUUAGGUCAGGUCGAUCAACCACCACAAGAGCCUCCGGUAAACGAGAUUGCGGCUGGUGGUGGUGAGGUUGUUGGACCUAUCGAUAUCGGACCGGUAGGCCAACCUUCUACAGAUUCAACAACAACGCCAACUACUAAUACGUUUAGAGACGGAAGUGCCAUUGGGUUUGCCGAUUUGGUUCCAUUUGGUGGCGGAAUGGGCUUAGGGCCGAUCGAUUUAACCCCUGUUGACCUAAGGCCCGUGGACCCACUAGUACCGGUUUCAGAAACACCCACAACAACCACUACAACAACGACAGAAUCAACAACGCCCAGUUCAACCACCAUCCAAACAACAACUCCUCUCCGUACUACAACACCGUUGACGACCACCGUGCAAAGCACGACCCCCAAGCGUGGCGUGGUUGCGAGUAUUGCUAGUUGGUUGGGAUUUUCAGGUCGUAGUGUCCAGGGUCAGGGCCAGCCCAGAGGACCAGUCAUUCAAAAAUCCAACUCAGAAGCGGCCCGAACGGCAGCCAAUAUCGAGGCGGAACUGUCUCCCACUUGUCGCAUCCUUGGGAUGGCGUCCCUCACAAGCCUGGGCCGUGACAAGCAGCGCUACCGGUUGUUACGCCGGGAGUGCGCAGAGGAGCGACGGCGCGCGCGACAAAGGAUACGCGAGCAGCAGAGGCAGACGAGUAUUGACAGCCAGCGUGGACAGGCCUUGGGAAAUCGCCAGGGGAAUACUGUUAAUUUUUUCUAGAUACCAUGAGUCCAACUGUAGCGCGGAUGGUGUUACCCCCACAAAACAGACGACUAUCGGUUAGCAGAGGACGCGGGAGCGGUCCUCGCGGUUGAGGCAGACUACAAAAAUGAUGCAGACAUUUUUUUUGUGCAACAAUUAACAUAUACCACGUCAUAUUGGCGUUAUAAUCGCCAAUGAUAGUAUAAAGCGUAUUGGUAUCCCAUUAAGAAAUAUUUGUGGCUUAAUCAAAGAUAUUAAUAAUGUGUUCGCAUCAACAGUAUGGUAGUGUUUUUUUUAUACCAAUCAAUAAGUCGAAACGAUUGGUUUCUAUAAUAUUUGAGGUUUUAUAUACAUCGUCCCAAAUGAUUAUCAAAUCAUGAUACUGCCUUUCAAAUGCAAAUAAAUAAUUUUAUAUUAAGAAUUCUAAUUUCCUCAUGCAUAUCUUAACUACAAUUUAUCGCCUCAGUUAAAUAAAACAGACGAGAACCUGCGUAAUAAAUGCGCAUAUAUUAUUGCCUUGCGGUUUUGACGGUUUGGAUGUGAGAUUGCCGAUAACUAAGGACGCAUAACGUAUAUAUACGUAGCCGUUUUAGCUGAAGUUAGUAAACCGUCUAGAGUAACGAUUAGUCAAACUCAUCUGAAAUGGUAAAAUGAAAGACCAAUAUAAAAUAUUGUAUUUCGUUUAUUAAGAACAUGUGAACCAAAUUGUUUUGUCCUUUUCUGUGGUAAAAUAAACCUAUUAAGGUAAUUUGUCCUAAUAAUUUUCAUUUUUGUUUAUUUUCGAAAGAAUGAAAAUUGUGGAUUGGACGAAACUGAGCAGACAUCAUCAUUUAUUUUGAUGUAUGUGCGUGUUUGUUGGUAUAUGGUCAUUAAAAAUGCGUUAAGUUAAAGUUGCAAGAGAUUUUGUCGUUCCACUUCAACACAUUACCGUACAGUUUGUUAUGUUUGAUGUAUUAGCAUAAUUCAUUGUCUCGUAUGUGAUCUAUAUUUUGAAAUCCCUUAUUUAUUCCGCGUGAUUGUUUGUUACAAUUUCAGACCUAUGAGAUGUGUAAUUAAACGGAAACAAUAAAU
Molecule: messenger RNA, 2708 nt
Organism: Mya arenaria
Lineage: Eukaryota; Metazoa; Mollusca; Bivalvia; Myida; Myidae
Product: mucin-2-like
Exons: 5
Coding region: 153-1655 (500 amino acids)
Source: RefSeq, a predicted model, not a curated record